Molecule: messenger RNA, 4824 nt
Organism: Diplodia corticola
Lineage: Eukaryota; Fungi; Ascomycota; Dothideomycetes; Botryosphaeriales; Botryosphaeriaceae
Product: oxysterol binding protein
Exons: 6
Coding region: 1-4824 (1607 amino acids)
Biological process (GO): exocytosis; maintenance of cell polarity; piecemeal microautophagy of the nucleus
Cellular component (GO): membrane; intracellular membrane-bounded organelle; nuclear envelope
Molecular function (GO): protein binding; sterol binding
Source: RefSeq, a predicted model, not a curated record
AUGCGCUCCCUCUCUACCAUUGCCCGCGCCGCCCCACGCGCUCUUCUCCCCCCGGCGCGCUACACGGCUGCGUCCCGCUGUCUGCACAGCUCCGCUCCCAAGCCUGCGACUCCCCUGCCGCAUCCCACUGCUCCAGGCCCGCCGCCAGACCCGCCGAAGCCUGCUGCUUCGACCGCCGAAGAUCGGAUCGCGCGCAAGCGCCAACGCGCCGAGCAGUUUCAGGAAAGCCGCAACGCAACGACAAACCCGUCAAAACCGGGGAGUGCCUUGAAGAAGCGCUUUUGGCGUGACGUACACGUCAAGCAGACACCAGAUGGCCACCAGAUUCUUCUCGAUUCGCGACCCGUCCGGACUUCUUCGAAAAACGUCCUUACCAUCCCCCCGAACAAGCAGCAGCUCGCCGCUGCCAUUGCGCUGGAAUGGGACCUCUUGCUCAAUGCACAGCAGGCUCUCAAGCAGCACUACAUCCCUCUCACAUCCCUGACGUCGCGUGCGAUCGACAUACAGGCAGAAGAUGCGGCGGGCGCUUCAAGUAUUCGAGCGGGCAUCAUUGAGAUGCUUAUGAAUUACCUCACGACCGAUACGCUACUCUGCUGGGCACCCGAGGAGAACAUUCAUGAGCCGAAGGACCUGAGCGAAGGAGCGAAAAGUCUGCGCAAGACGCAGAUGCAGACGGCGCAGCCCAUCAUCGGCUUUCUCACCACCAAGCUCUGGCCAGGCGUCGAGAUCAGGCCUAUUCUGGAGCCCGACAGCAUCAUGCCCGUGCCGCAGGCGCCGAAUACCGUGGAAGUGGUGAGGGGGUGGUUGUCUUCUCUGCCGGCAUGGGAGCUGGCUGGGGUGGAACGCGGCGUGUUGGCAAGCAAGAGCUUGCUGGUAGCAGCUCGCCUGAUGGCUGAGUGGAGUCCCCAAUUCGCCCACACCCGCGAGAACCAGCCUGAGGGCAGGCGAUUCGGGAUUGAGGAGGCGGCUGAAGCCAGCAGCCUGGAAGUUACCUGGCAAACAGGCAUGUGGGGGGAAGUUGAGGACACGCACGAUGUCGACAAGGAGGAUCUGCGGCGACAGCUUGGCAGCGUUGUACUUCUCGUCAACGGCUCUAGCGCCCAACAACACAAGAGGAACAAGUCCUCGGUGCGGUCGCUCCUGCACCGCGUCUCGUCCAAGCAGGAUGCCGGCGUGAAUUCCGACAACGACGACCAAGCCUCCAACCCUGCCUCGUCCCAGACCUCUAUUACCUCGCCGCCCCCCGCCUCUGUGCACGCCUCGCGCUCGAGCAUCCAGGCCCCCCGCCAUCGUCCACACCUGUCCACUACCAUGUCCAAUUCCAAUGCGACCUCCUCCGAGGCCCUGUCGCCCCCGUACGCCGGCGCGCAGUCUCCGUCUUCCCCGACUGCCAAAGGUGCUUCCAUUGAGCAGUCUGUUCGCCUGUUCCGCAUCUUCGAGGCUCUCCGCAACGGUGACACUGCCGCCAUUUCCAAGGCGAUAAGGGAGGAGGGCUCCACGCAAGGCGGCGCAAGGCAGAGCACCUCGUCGAUAGCGUCUUUGUCUACGGCACGGCUGGAGGGCACCUCAAUACUGCACCUCGCCAUUCAAUGCGCCGAGCUGCCCGUCAUCGAGUUUGUUCUCUCCAAUGUCGGCGCCGGCAUUGACUUGAACGGAAGGGACAGAGAUGGCAACACCCCUCUCCACCUCGCUGCUCAGCUAGGUCGUGCGCCGGUCGUCAAGAUGCUGUUGGAGCAGACUGGCAUCAAUGACUCGCUAGCAAACUACCAUGGCCAAACCCCGCUCGAUCUGGCGCGCACGCCCGACAUUUUCCAACAACUACAGUUGACCCGAUCGAUAUUCAUUGACACCCACGUCAAGAAAAUCCAGGAGCUGUCGUUGCAGGCGGACUACAAGUCUUUGGAGAGCGUGUUGACAGAUCCUCGUGUGCAAACCACGUUGGAUGUCAACGGCCCGGAACUUGCGACAGACCCUUCCACGGUCGAGACGGGAGGCACCUUGCUCCACGAAGCGGCCAGGAAAAAGGAUACUCAGCUAUGCCAACUGCUCCUCCUGAACGGCGCAGACCCUUUCCGACGAGAUCGGAAGGGCAAGCUUCCUCAUGAGGUAACCAAGGACGACAAGACCAAGGCGAUCUUGAAGAAGUCCCCUGCCGCAGCAGCAGCUCAACGUGGCAUCCAGGAGAAGACAAUCUUGGGCUCCGCUGCUCAGGCCGCUGGGCCCGCUUCGGCCGAGGUUGCGUUGGGCUCGAAGGAAAGCCGCGAGAUGAAGGGCUAUCUGAAGAAGUGGACCAAUUACACCGGUGGCUACAAGCUGAGGUGGUUUGUUCUCGAAGACGGAGUUCUAAGCUACUACAAGCACCAAGACGACAUUGGAUCUGCGUGCCGUGGGGCUAUCAAUAUGAGGAUCGCCAAGCUCCACAUGGAUCCGCAGGACAAGCUCCGUUUCGAGAUCCACGGCAAGUCCUCUGUCAAAUACCACUUGAAGGCGAACCACCAGGUCGAGGCCAAGCGAUGGUUUUGGGCGCUGAACAAUGCGAUCCAAUGGAGCAAGGACGAAGCGCGCGAGGAGGAGAAGCGACAGACUCGUGAGACCGAAGCACUCCGCCAAGCAAAGAACGAACAGACUUCCAAAGAGAGCGAUGCGAUCAGCACGGUGAGUUCGAGGCCGAACGGUAGGAACUCAGUUCUCAGCCCGGUCAGUAGCGGGGCAUUGGGUGUGCCCCAAACCGGCUCGCGCACUGGACCAAGCACUGCAGAGGACGAUGAGCUUGGCAACAGCACCUAUGAUGCUAGCUUGGGUGGAGAGGAGGCUAGCCGAUUUGAAAGCCGCACUGGCAAAUCAAUUGGGGGCGAUAUGGACGACGACGAUGACUAUGGCGAUGAUGUGAGCAGCGAUCAAGCGAAACCUGUUAGCAAGGACGCCUUCAACAUCACUGCACAGUCGGUCAAACUGCAGCUGGAUCUUCUUGCGCAAGUGUCCGCAGCAUUGCAGGCAGAAAAGGCCAAGAACCCUUCGAUGGCAAUUUCCGAUCCUGCAGCAGCUCAAGCAUUCUCGUCCUACGAGGCGGCUGUUAGCAGUCUGAAAGGUCUUGUUGGUGACUUGUUUCGUAUCGCGCGGGAUAGAGAUGCAUACUGGCAGUACAGGCUCGAUAGAGAGGCCAAUGUUCGUCGCAUGUGGGAGGAAAGCAUGGCAAAGGUAGCAAGGGAGCAGGAGGAGCUCGAAAACAAGAUUGGAGAGUCCGAGGACAAGCGGAAGCGGACGAAGAAGGCGCUCCGUGAUGCGCUACAAGGACUUCAAACAGGGGAGGCCUCCAAGGUCAAGAACGCCAUUGCUGACACAGACGCAAUCGCUGAAGUCGAUGAGCCUGUCGACGACGCAAAGGCCUCCCGGAGCCGCAAUAACAGUGUCACUAACCGGCCCAACCUGGCCGAACUUGCUGAUCUCUCGGAUUCAGAGUCUGAUGACGAGGAAUUCUUCGAUGCUAUCCAGGAAGGAGAGGUGGAGGUUAUGGAGUCUUUACCCGUCACGUCGCCGCCGCCUUACGAAAGCGAUGAGAAGCCGGCGGACAUGGAUCUCCGAGAAGCCAAGCUGGCUGAAAUCUUGCCAUCCUUCAAGGGUUAUGAAGAACCCGUGCGCACACGUCUUAAGCUGGAUGACGACGACCGACCAAAGAUUUCGCUAUGGGGUAUUCUGAAAUCCAUGAUCGGCAAGGACAUGACCAAGAUGACUUUGCCUGUGUCGUUCAACGAACCAACCUCGUUGCUACAGCGCGUUGCCGAGGAUAUGGAGUAUGUUGAUCUGCUCGAUACCGCCGCCGAGCGUCUGGACUCGUGUGAACGCAUGGUGUACGUCGCCGCAUUUGCGGCAAGUGAGUAUGCCUCGACUAUUGGACGCGUUGCCAAGCCGUUCAAUCCGCUGUUGGGUGAGACUUUUGAGUACUGCCGCCCGGACAAGGGGUUCCGCUUCUUUGUCGAGCAAGUCAGCCAUCACCCACCGAUUGGCGCCGCGUGGGCGGAGUCGGCCAAGUGGGAUUACUACGGCGAAUCUGCUGUCAAGUCCAAAUUCUACGGCAAAUCCUUCGAUAUCAACCCUCUCGGCACUUGGUUCCUCCGCUUGCGCCCCGCGUCCGGUGGCGAAGAGCUGUACACAUGGAAGAAGGUUACUUCGUCUGUCAUUGGAAUCAUCACUGGCAACCCUACCGUCGACAAUUACGGUCUGAUGGAGAUCAAGAACCACACGACUGGUGAAGUUUGUCUCCUUGAAUUCAAGCCCCGAGGUUGGAAGGCCUCGUCCGCCUAUCAGUGUGCUGGAAAGGUGGUUGGCGCUGAUGGCCAGACGCGUUGGAGCAUUGGUGGUCGCUGGAACGAUAAGAUAUACGCUCGUCUUACGCCUGGCUACGAAGACGGCGACAACGUCGGCCAGAAGGACAAACAGGCUACUCUUGUCUGGCAGUGUCACGAACGCCCAACCGGCAUUCCUUUCAACCUCACCCCAUUCGUCCUCACACUCAAUGAUCUUUCAGAUCGCCUCAAGCCGAUCCUUGCGCCUACCGAUACCCGUCUGAGGCCCGAUCAGCGUGCCAUGGAGGACGGCGAAUAUGAUCUCGCUGCUGUGGAGAAGAACCGGGUGGAAGAGAAGCAACGUGCGACGCGCAGGGCACGCGAGGCGGCAGGCGAGGAGUUUGAGCCGCAGUGGUUCUCCAAGGCCAAGGAUGAGACCACCGGCGAGGAGUACUGGAAGUUCAACGGCGAAUAUUGGAAGAUGAGAGAUAGGGUCGCCAACGGAGAGAGCGGCUGGGAGGGUUGCGAAGACAUUUUCUGA